Hippocampus zosterae (dwarf seahorse) is the source of this 3967-nucleotide messenger RNA. It is a transcript of the gene hdac9b, whose product is annotated as histone deacetylase 9b. Gene Ontology annotation, molecular function: histone deacetylase activity. Bases 489 to 2369 code for a protein of 626 amino acids. The transcript has 11 exons. Gene Ontology annotation, biological process: chromatin organization. NCBI's taxonomy places the organism in Eukaryota, Metazoa, Chordata, Actinopteri, Syngnathiformes, Syngnathidae. The record is from RefSeq and is a predicted model, not a curated record. Gene Ontology annotation, cellular component: histone deacetylase complex.
AGCUGUGUUUGGUGUGGUAUUUUUAAACGCAUCAAUGCUGCUCCAAUCCCCGCGCCUCUCCUGACCUAUUUUUAGCCAGGGCUGGCUAUUGUUCUAUUUCUGUCACCUGUGGGCCACGCAGUUGUUGAUUCACAUGCAAAUGAGGCUCCCUCCCUCCCCAGCUUGCAUCGCUUGCCUGUGUGAGGUGCUCAGUCCGCAGUACGCACGACUUUUGGCAAGUAACUCCGCUUAACAUUUGCAGGCUCUCCUCCGACACAGUUACUGAGAAGAGAAGGCAGGCAUAGGCAGGGAGCUUGACACGGCGUUAGUGUUUGGGUGCCGGCUGAAGGCAAAGCGCCCAGCAGAGAGUGUGCACGCUUUGCAGUGAGAGCGCUUGCCUCAGAGGAGGAGGCGGAGGCAGGCUGUUGUGGCGCUCGCUCCCCCCGGGUGGCCGAAGGGGUGGCUCUCUUGGUGACGGCGUGCGAUGAGACCUGAGUGCUAAGUGGAGUAUGCUGCAGACGAUUUACGAGGGCGAGUCAAGUUUCUCCACAACAGACGGCCACGUUGGAGCCCGGCCGCUCCCCAACCACAGCAGGAUGCACAACGUGAAUAGCUCAGUGGAGAUUAAAUCAGACGUACCACUGGUUGUGGAACCCGUAUCUCCGUUAGACCUGCGCACAGAUCUGAGGAUGCUGGGGCCAGGCUCGGACCCGGGACUAUGGGAGAGGCAGCUGCAGCAGGAGCUACUGCUCAUCCAAAAGCAGCAGCAGAUCCAAAAGCAGCUGCUCAUCAGUGAGUUCCAGAAGCAGCAUGAGAAGUUGACCCGUCAGCAUCAGGCUCAGCUCCAGGAGCACCUCAAGCUCCAACAGGAGCUCCACGUGAUGAAACAGCAGCAGGAACUUGCAGAGAAGGAACUCCGUCUGGAGCAGCUACAGCAGCAAAACCAGCAGCACCAACACAACCAGCAGGAGAAAGAGCAGGAGAGGCACCGGCGAGAGCUGCACAUUUCCAGCUUGAGUCUAAGGGCAAAAGAGCGCUCCAGAGAGAGUGCAGUGGCCAGUACAGAGGUGAAACAGAAACUCCAAGAGUUUCUGUUGAGCAAAUCAGCAAAGGACCCUGCCAGUAAUGGAGGCACUCAUUCAUUCAUCCACCACCCCAAGCUCUGGUACAGGUCCUCCCAUCAUACCUCUCUGGACCAAAGCUCUCCACCUCUGGGCGGCAUGUCCCCGACAUGUCAUUACACGCUGCCGUCACCCGCUGAUGGCAAGGAUGACUUCCCCUUGAGGAAAACAGCUUCCGAGCCCAAUCUGAAGGUGCGUUCCAGACUGAAACAGAAAGUAGCUGAGAGGCGGAGCAGCCCCAUGCUCAAGAGAAAAGAUGGCAACCUCAUGACACCUUACAAGAAGAGGGCACUGGAGCUAAUGGACUCUACGCCCACAAAAAGUGCCCCUGGCUCGGGCCCCAGCUCUCCCAUCGGGGCGUCCAGUGCCUUGGGAGCAGAAAAUGGACCUUCCUCUUUGCCUACCACCACAAAAACGGAGCGAUGGCCUUCACAGCCAAGGUUAUUCCGACCAGAGAGCUCCGUGUCCGUGUUGAGUUUGUACACAUCUCCAUCCCUCCCCAAUAUCUCCUUUGGCCUUCCGACUGCGUCUUCACCUAUGAGCGCGGCUGUAGGCCUGAAGGACAGAUCAUUGGAGAGCAAGCAUGGACUGCCAGGGCAUCUCCUGGGUCCUGUUCCUCUUCAGAAUUGUCUGGACUCCAAAGUGAGCCCCAGUCACCAGGCUCUGCUCCAACACCUCCUCCAGAAGGAACAGAUGAGACAGCAGAAGAUGCUUUCCACCGGUGCAGGCUCCUUGCCAUCCCACCCUCCAUCCCCUCUGGCCAUGAAGGAUCGCACGUCCACCAGUCGGCCAAAACUACCCAAACAUCGGCCCUUGAACAGAACCCAGUCAGCACCACUGCCCCAGAACACGCUGGCACAACUUGUCAUCCAGCAGCAACACCAGCACUUCCUGGAGAAACAGAAACAAUACCAACAGCAGGUCCAUAUAAAUAAGCUGCUGUCCAAGUCCAUUGAGCAGUUACGUCAGCCUAGCACGCACCUGCAGGAGUCCGAGGAGGAGCAGGACGAGCUUCCGCACCAAGAGCUGCCGGAGCGCAUGCAGGAGGACAGGCUGCCCCCCGGAGGAGUCAUCCGGAAGCACACGCUGGGCAGCUGCAGCAGCGGCAGCAGCAGCGGCGGCUCCAGCGUGGAGCUCCCUGACACACACUACGGGGUCAUCAAGGUGAAGGAGGAACCCCCGGAUAGCGAGGACGAGGGCUUGGAGGUGGCGAGGAGCACCUAUCUUCACCAGGUCAAAGGGAGGCUGGUGAUACGAGCCAUGAUCUGAGGAUUACGGGGAGCACGUCGUACACUCCAACAUUCGCAGAAAAACAAACAGCACAUCCAUGUCGUGUACACUCACAUGUACACACAUACAUUCACAUACACACAUAUACACGAACACACACGGCGGCACUGUAGGCCCUUCCUGGUCGCAGCAGCAAAAGAGCCCUUUUCUACUCAUUUUCUGCCUGUGCAUCACUCCCUUUGAGACGCUAUCCGUGUUCCUCAUGUCGUAAAUAUGUAGGCUACAUUGUUGUGUACAUAAUACGAAGACAUACGAGCUGCUUAUGGUCGUUUGGAGUCUGCUUGGCUGACACAAGAUGAUGUACAUGCCCAAUGUACAUGUACUGUGGAUUUAGCAUCAUAGUCUUCAGCAUCUCUAAGGGACUGGUUAAGCAGGUGCACGGUGCGGAUGAGCCAACUCGCGCUCCCACCAUGCACAUUGUCACCACUAAAUGCUCCCCUAGCACUGAAUAUUAUCAUGAAUCUUUGCAGUGUGUUUAAGGGAUGAGGGGGGCGGGGGGAACCUGUACCUACUCUAUUAUUCUGGAAAAUCUACAUUGAUAUUCCCUCUUAAAAGUUGAACAUCUGUCUGAGCCAGAAUGUACUUUUUUACAUGCUGACACGAAACGAAUCCCCCAUGUUGACUGAUGUCGACGGAAUACGGUCCACUGCUCGGAUUGCAGUUUUUAGGAUAAAGCACUAAAACCCCCACCACCCCCAACUCGGGUGUACAUGCAUCACCCAACACUCUCUCUAGCAUUCUGUCUCCGUCUAGUCCCAGUGUUAGCUGAGCUCUACUCCCUGCGGGUCCAAAUCAAAAAGCUCCUGCCCAGCUUUCAGCAAAGGAGUAAGAGCGAGCGAGAGGGCCGGGCAGGAAAUGCCUUUUAGAAGCCAGGAGUUGGAGUGAUUCAUGUGUGCAGGAAUGUUUGCGAGAGAGGAGGGCCUUGGCUUGGACUAAGCAAGGAGUCGAAGGGGCCAGGCUUCACAAUUGAUUUACUGUCAAGGCGAAUUACAAAGUGAGUGGGGAUACGGUCAAGGGAGUCUUAUAUAUGUGAGAUGGCUUCCUCUCUUUUCCCCAGUGACAUGCUUACCUCAACAUGCAGGUUUGAUGUAACGCAUAAAGAAAACAAAAAAACCCAAGAUGGGACCUUGAUUUAUUUAUUUAUUUUCUCUCUCUCAUUUGAUCCCAUUUCCCAUGAAAGUGCCCAUUGCCACAUGUAUAGUCUGACUUAAAAGUGAUGAGUCUGAUGUAUUGGAUAGCUGUCAACCGUCCCGUUCCAUUUGUACCGUCGACGACAUGUAAAACUGCUGGUGAGAGUCUGUCUUUGGAUCCACGUGAGCUGUCUGUCUUAUGAACUGUACAUGUCACCUUGUCCAGUUUUUAUCGUGCUAGGUUAAGUAAAUACCAUCAGAACAACGUGAGUCCUGUUCUCUUGCCUCUUUGAUUUAACUGUGAUGAGGAGAGAAUUGGGUGUGCAAUGUCAAAAGGGGGUAGGGGUAUGCUUUUUCCUUUUUGUUGUUGUUCUUUUGCAUUUGGUCUUUUUCUCUUUCGCCUUGUGUGACACCUUUUUUUUAAAUAAACAACUAAAAGUAACUUAC